Molecule: messenger RNA, 4051 nt
Organism: Sycon ciliatum
Lineage: Eukaryota; Metazoa; Porifera; Calcarea; Leucosolenida; Sycettidae
Exons: 19
Coding region: 475-2628 (717 amino acids)
Molecular function (GO): protein binding
Source: RefSeq, a predicted model, not a curated record
ACAGUAGAUCUACUCAGUACGGUAGUCCAAACACUCGCACUCACACAAAAAGUCACACAGUUGUGUCAUUCAUCACCAUCAGGCAUCAGGCAUCACGCCUCUCCAGUCAUCACGUCAGAAGUCGAGAAGCGAAGAGAAAUGAAAGAAAGCGGACCAGACUCGACUGUGUGUAGCAAGGAAGAAGUGCGCUAGACGGGUUGGACCAGUGGCUGUAGCUUGUCAAUGAAAGAAAAUCCCAGCAAGCAAGCUGAGCUGAAAAGCCAGGACCUGGUAUGGUGUUGUCUUGCAUGCAUGUACGCUCAAGCCGCCUGAUAGACGAACAUCCAAAGCGUGCUGUCAGUAGAAAGAUUUUUUUCAUCUGUGCUGAACUGGUGGUAGUGUGGUGCGGCCGUAAUCCAACGAGGGACUAGCACAGAGAGAUUCGAUUCAAGAACAAGCAACUGCUGUUAGAGCUGCACACGCGACCCAGCGAGCAUGUUGCUCUACGUGGAGGGCACGUCCAUUCUGGGUCGUACGUUUGUGGUGAUGUGUGAUGGCCGUGACACGGUGGCGCGCAUCAAAGCGAAGUUGCUUCACUCACUCAACGACUGGGGAAAGUCGGCUCACCAGUUUCGCCUGCGCUACAAAUCCUGCUUCCUGCAGGAUGCUGUCAGUCUGGAGAGUCAAGGUGUCGGCGACAGUACAGUCAUACAAAUGAUACCACUCACGGGCAAUGACAAGAUUGACGGCAACAUGAUCUGCUCCAAGAAUUCCUUACACGUUGACAAGAAGCUGCAAGAGUCUCCCGUGCUGCUGGCAUUGCAAAGUGAAGUAUCCAAACUGGAGAGACGAUCACUGUUCAUGCAAGCAGUGACGUUUCUGAUCUACUUUCAGUUACUUAUAGUACCCCUGCUAUUCGCUACAAACUACUGGUGGAGUGCACUCUGGUCGGGUGUCUUUGCACUGUAUGGAUUCUUGUACAUGCCACAGUUCUACUACGUCGGCGGUGUUGCCACGGUGCCCAAUGUACUGCAUUUCCGCUUUAUCAUCAUCUACUCCAUACUGAGUGCUGCCAUGGCGACAGGUUCGCUAGUGCUCUGGGUCUACCUGCUAACAAAGUCUGAAAGAUUGCUGGACGGCUGUAAAACAGCUGCGGCUGGACAAGACUUGUCGCUGGCCUCUGACAGCUGCAGCAGCCAAGUCUGGUUCUCAGCUCUUGCGUAUCCCAUCCACGUCCUGGUCAAUGUGUGUGCUAUGACAACAGCAGUUCUGCUCGGGCUCAACCUUCGAUUCAAGAUUGGUGACAAGUUGGAAUCGGUCCUGUUGGAAUUGAGAGAUAUUGCUCAGUGGAUAGCCGUGGCUAGCAGUGAAGAAAGCAGUUCUGCUGAGAGGUAUGAAGCUGCAGCUCAGAUCAAUAGUUUUGUGGGAACUUCGGACGAUGGCAAAUUCCAAGUAGUCCAGCUGGGAGGUCUUCAGUCACUGAUCAACCUGAGUUUGACCGUGCACGAGGAAACACAGGAGCUGGCCGUGGAAGCUCUUACCAUGAUGCUGCAAGUACCCACCAUACAGAAUGUGUUCGUGGAGAAGGACGGCAUCACAAGCCUGGGUGCUCUGCUUCGCUCCGACCGGGUGCGAGUACAGGGACACGCCGCACACGCCCUGUCACUGGUAGUGGCGGACAAUGCUGAGAAUGCGUCAAGGCUUGCGGCAGGAACAGGACUCUCAGAUGUUGCCUUCGCCAUGUCAAGCAGAAGUGAAGGCGUGAGUGCGUAUGUUGCCGACAUCCUCAACCACAUGAUCGCUCAAGCGCCGCUCAGAAGCUCGAUUCGUGAUGACAAAGAGCUGUUUAGUGCAAUGGUGAGAGAAGCUGUUCAGCCAGGCGAUGUGGAGGAGUUAACAUCAGCCUGUCUGCGGGCACUGGGAAUCAUAGCUAUGGAAACACCGAGUGUAUUGCAAGGACAGGAUGACCUCAUCCCCAGCUUACUCUCGAUGCCUCAAAAUACAGGGAAUUUGAAGAUAUUACUGCCCACAGCACAGCUGUUGCUGUGCUACGCCGAGGAAAAAACGCUGUGUCCACUACUACCCCUGACCGAAGUCAAGCAAUCACUUGCUCUCAUGGUCAGCACACGAAAUCAACAGCUGCUGCAUUUGAUUCUGGAAAUUGUCAACGCACUCUCAUGGAAGAAUAGUGAAAUCAUGGCGUCACUCGGCUUCAACGACAUCGCCGCCGAAGUGCUGCAGAUCGUCAAGGAGAACAUGGCCAUCAAGCAGGAUCGAGCCGAGAGCACGUCGCUGCUCGUCAACGUGGAUACGCGGGCCGAGUACGACAAGGAGGCCGGAACGGGGGAGAAUAACCCCGCCCUGGAGGACGUACCGGAAGAGCAGGAAGUUGAUGUACCGGAUGGAGAUGGUGACAGCAUUGGUGCUGGUGAUGCCCAGAGACCGUUACUCGGCGCUAGUAGCGGAGCGGACGACAUUGAACUGAAGAGCACCGCACAACGGAUCAUGACGACGCUGUCUCUACAAUCGAAGCAGAAAGUGUCAAUCGGGCAGCCCGGCAGCAACCGUCCAGCCACAUCACGUCGAGCACCCACCCGUAAGCCGUCCACCUACUCGCUUCUCAGUACUGCCAGCCACUCCAGCCAGUAGAAAGAGCUAUUCGUGACAGAUCAGUUUAUUCGGAGACAAGAAUGCGAUAAUUCUCAGAAGAAGGACACGUGUCAGGCUCUUCAAGAAUAUCUUCAGUUUCUCUAGUAUACAUUCAAGCCUUAUCGUCACGUGAUCUACAGGCAAAAUCAAAUGAACAAGGCCAAUGGACAAUUUCUGACAGACUCAAGACAUCUAUAAACAAACAGACUCAAUAUUCUGUUAUUGACAGUACGAACUAUGAUCUUUGAAGGCUCUCUCAGCAACCUAUUACAUGUGCGGGCAUGGUCUUCAGUUUUGCUGUCGCUCACGCCGAUGGCAACUCUAUGGCCAGCUGCUUUAAAAGUCACUACCAUCACGAUCAUAACAUCUUUUAUGUUCACAGUGCUCUGACAAAUCGUGAAGAAGAUAUUGCAAGCUGGAUUCCCCCGCGAAUGAAUGUGAGUGCUUUUCUGCUUUGCCGACGGACUGGAGCAAUGGUAAUUUCUUCUGCGCUAGCUACAUGUCUUCUUAGCAUUAACGCAUGCACAGGCACAUGCACUCACACGUGGGCGUGCGCACGCACACACACACACACCCUACGUAUACACACACGCGCAAAUGUCCGUCGCUUCAAUUUGAAUGUUAAUCACCAAGUUUAAAAAUGAUGCAAUAAAUCAAACCCCCUCAAUUUUAUCAAGUUUCCAGAUUAUUUAGACAUUAUGGUCUCUGCUUUUAUACGCGUUCUGCUCCAAUAUAUUCACCAUAUGAUUACUUCCCUGCCAAAGUUCCCAAUAUGUAGUAAGGACUAUGAAAGGUGUAUUUAAAAAUGGCAAUUUGCAAAAAUCGUUCUCCUCUGACUGUGAAGAUAAGUACAGUAGGCACCGGCGGAUUCUGCCGGCAGAAAAAUUGGCAAAAUUCGGUACAUUUCUGGUAAGUUUCAUGCAUGUUCGGUAUGUGGAUAAAGAAAUGGAGCAGAAUUCGAGGAAUUGUCCGCCAUAAGGUUUGUAUGGUUCUGCCAAUUUCACUGCUUUUCGAGCCGAUCCUGCCACUUUUUCGAGCAGAAUCCGCCGGUGCCUAAAGUACAGUAAUCGGGUACAACAUUACUUUACGUUUACAUCUUUCCCUCAAAUCAGUGAACACUACUAUACAUUAUUGUUUCGAUAGCAGCUGUGGCACAAUGUAAUUGUUCGAAGAGUGCUCACAACUUCACAUCUCUGAUGCGGCCAUUCCUUUCGUGAUGUCAUAGAUGAUGUCACCACCAUGGUGGUAUGCAGCAUAACGUAUUUUGCUAAUCGCUUUUAAACAAUGCAUUUGCUGUUCUUCCUCUCGAUUGCUCAGAUACUCAGAGCGGUAUCAUCCGAGCACGGAUCCAUCUUGAUCUACAAUUUAGCUGUCAAUUGUAUGACCAUUGUCUGACCAUCGGUGAUAUUAUUAUCAGCAUAAU